AGGGAAAAUUAAAGAAAAAGAAGCGAGCCAAAAAAAAGAGAGCGCCGAAAUUGUUCAGACAAAGGCGACUAAUUUCAAUUUAACACUCAAAAUCAAGAAUUCUAAAUUCUUGAACAAAUUGUAGGCUCUGGCAAUAGCAAGAUUUUAUUACUGCUCUUUUCUAAAUAAAAUGGCUUCUAUCACCUUCACUGACUGUUCCUCCCCCGCUACAGCUCGGCUUCUUCCCUUCACCCGGAGCACAACCACCGCCACUUUCCGCCGUAAUAAUAAAAGCUUCGUCUUCCUCCGCCGCUUGGUGGGUCCUCUCUCAAUUAGCACCACCUCUCUUAGAACAGUCAGUGUUGGGUCUUCGCCAACUACUCAAUCGCCACCCAUCAAUGCUUCGUUGGGGAGCGAGACGGGUGCUAAGGUGAUUGAUGGGAAGAUGGUGGCUAAGAAAAUAAGGGAGGAGAUAAGUGCUGAAGUAUCAAGGAUGAAGGAUGAAAUUGGCGUUGUUCCCGGGUUGGCUGUUAUUCUUGUAGGGGACAGGAAAGAUUCGGCUACUUAUGUACGGAACAAGAAGAAAGCUUGCGAAUCUGCUGGAAUUAAUUCUUAUGAAGCGAACCUUUCUGAAGAUUCAACAGAACAAGAAGUGCUCAAGUUUAUUUCGGAUUUUAAUGAUGAUCCUUCCGUUCAUGGCAUCCUUGUGCAGUUGCCUCUUCCUUCUCAUAUGAAUGAGCAGAACAUCUUGAAUGCAGUAAGCAUUGAGAAAGAUGUUGAUGGUUUUCAUCCAUUGAAUAUUGGCUGUCUUGCCAUGCGGGGAAGAGAACCUUUGUUUGUUCCAUGUACACCUAAAGGGUGCAUUGAAUUAUUGCAUAGAUAUGGCGUUGAAAUCAAAGGGAAGAGGGCAGUGGUGAUUGGUCGCAGCAAUAUUGUUGGAAUGCCAGCUGCUUUGUUGCUUCAAAGGGAAGAUGCUACAGUAAGUAUCGUUCAUUCGAGAACUAAGAAUCCUGAGGAGAUCACCAGACAAGCAGACAUCAUAAUCUCCGCUGUAGGACAACCAAACAUGGUGCGAGAGAAUUGGAUAAAACCUGGCGCUGUUAUAAUUGAUGUUGGAAUCAAUCCUGUGGAGGAUGCAAAUAGUCCUCGAGGGUACAGGCUGGUCGGAGAUGUUUGCUAUGAGGAGGCCUGCAAAGUUGCUUCAGCAGUAACUCCAGUUCCUGGUGGAGUUGGUCCUAUGACCAUAGCAAUGCUUCUUGCGAAUACUCUCACCUCGGCGAAGAGAUUGCACAAUUUUCAGUAACUAAAAUUUUCAAGUAUUUAGUACUGAUCAGGAAAGAUAUAACUUCGUAGGAACUGAUCUUAAAUUAUAUUGUCGCUCGAGCUUCUUUAUUGAGAAUGAAAGAUUAAGUGGCAGGACACUGUUUCAAGACAUUUGUCUUGUGAAGAAUUGUACACAAUGAGGGCAAAGCAGUUUGUGUUGCUACACUGCUAAAUGUAUGUUGAGUCUUGUAGGUUCAAGAGGUUGCAUAAUCAUUGCUUUUAAAGAGAAUUUUUCUUCAA
Mercurialis annua (annual mercury) is the source of this 1542-nucleotide messenger RNA. Its product is annotated as bifunctional protein FolD 4, chloroplastic-like. Bases 170 to 1282 code for a protein of 370 amino acids. NCBI's taxonomy places the organism in Eukaryota, Viridiplantae, Streptophyta, Magnoliopsida, Malpighiales, Euphorbiaceae. Gene Ontology annotation, molecular function: methylenetetrahydrofolate dehydrogenase (NADP+) activity; methenyltetrahydrofolate cyclohydrolase activity. The transcript is spliced from 5 exons. Gene Ontology annotation, cellular component: cytosol. Gene Ontology annotation, biological process: tetrahydrofolate interconversion. The record is from RefSeq and is a predicted model, not a curated record.